This is a messenger RNA of Erinaceus europaeus (western European hedgehog), 1149 nucleotides long. It is a transcript of the gene RS1, whose product is annotated as retinoschisin 1. Bases 1 to 1149 code for a protein of 382 amino acids. The record is from RefSeq and is a predicted model, not a curated record. Lineage: Eukaryota; Metazoa; Chordata; Mammalia; Eulipotyphla; Erinaceidae. The transcript is spliced from 6 exons.
AUGCUCUCCUGUCGCCCUUUUGAAAGGCUUACCAACUUUGGGAGGGGGUCCCUGGCAGUUUCAUUUUGCACCGGGGCCCUCAAGUCUUGUGACUGGUCCUGCUGCAUCCCUCACCCCGUGCCCCAGUCACAGAGGCGUCUACACCGCGCGCCGCCUGAGCCUGCUCCGCUCCGCGUGGGCCUCAAGUGCACACCCCGCCCCCAGCCCCGACUCAAGGCCCCCUGCACCUCCCGGAGCCGCACGUCACUGGGGCGCCAAGCCUCCAGGGACUUCAGAAGGAGGAAACGUGAGGGACGGCGCCCUCCUGAGCUGAGGGAAAUAGAGGGGACCCCACCCGGAGCAGCGCCGGCUGAGGGGAAGCUGGGGAAGCGGUGGUUCGCCACGCGGCGCCCCUCCAACAAAAAGGGGACCCGCCUGCACCAGGGAUCCGGCGGACAGGAAAGGCGCGUGGCACAAACGCCAAAGACGCAGAACAACAGGCGGCCGCGAGCCACGCGCGACGAGCUCCGAACCACGAGCUUGGAGGCCACGCUGGGAUUAUCAUCCACUGAGGAUGAGGGUGAAGACCCCUGGUACCACAAAGCAUGCAAGUGUGACUGCCAAGGAGGUGCCAACACCCUGUGGUCUGCUGGUGCUACCUCCCUAGACUGCAUACCGGAAUGCCCCUACCAUAAGCCCCUGGGUUUCGAGUCAGGAGAGGUUACAGCAGACCAGAUCACCUGCUCCAACCUGAACCAGUACGUGGGCUGGUACUCCUCCUGGACAGCCAACAAGGCCCGGCUCAACAGUCAAGGCUUUGGGUGUGCCUGGCUCUCCAAGUUCCAAGACAGCAGCCAGUGGUUACAGAUAGAUCUGAAGGAGGUCAAAGUGAUCUCAGGGAUCCUCACUCAGGGGCGUUGCGACAUCGAUGAGUGGAUGACCAAAUACAGUGUUCAGUACAGGACUGAUGAGAGCCUGAACUGGAUUUACUACAAGGACCAGACUGGGAACAACCGGGUCUUCUACGGAAACUCUGACCGAACCUCCACAGUGCAGAACCUUCUGCGGCCGCCCAUUAUCUCCCGCUUCAUCCGGCUGAUCCCGCUGGGCUGGCACGUCCGCAUUGCCAUCCGGAUGGAGUUAUUGGAGUGUGUGGGCAAGUGCCCCUGA